Messenger RNA from Folsomia candida, 1763 nucleotides. RefSeq names its product RNA-binding protein Musashi homolog Rbp6. Bases 169 to 1389 code for a protein of 406 amino acids. Gene Ontology annotation, cellular component: cytoplasm. The transcript is spliced from 12 exons. The record is from RefSeq and is a predicted model, not a curated record. Lineage: Eukaryota; Metazoa; Arthropoda; Collembola; Entomobryomorpha; Isotomidae. Gene Ontology annotation, molecular function: RNA binding.
GCUCAGUUGCUCUUUGUAGUUUGACGGAGUGUAGUUGGCUGGCUGUAGGUGCUCGUCUUCGUAGUGUCCAGUUUUAUCUACUUGUAGUAGUUUCUCUCUCUCAUAACUUUUACAUCUUUCUCUCUCUCUCUAUCUUCACGUAAAAAUAUUUUGUUUUGAACCUUUGACAUGAGUGAAGACUUAGAUUUCGUCGUCAAAAUGGACAACUCGGGCAGCGAGGGGGUAAUCCAGGCCGAAGUUCCGAACGAUCCGGGGAAAAUGUUCAUUGGUGGUCUAAGCUGGCAAACUAGUCCUGAGAGCUUACGAGAUUAUUUCAGCAAAUUUGGAGAAAUCGCGGAAGUUAUGGUGAUGAAAGAUCCAACAACGAGGAGAUCCAGAGGUUUCGGCUUUGUCACAUUCUCCGAUCCAUCCGCCGUGGAUAAAAUAUUGGCUCAAGGAACUCAUGAAUUGGAUGGGAAAAAAAUUGAUCCUAAAGUUGCAUUCCCGAGGAGAGCUCAUCCCAAGAUGGUGACUCGGACAAAGAAGAUUUUUGUCGGGGGCCUCUCAGCACCCACAACGAUUGAGGAUGUGCGAACCUACUUUGAACAGUUUGGCCCUAUUGAGGAUGCCAUGCUCAUGUUCGACAAGCAAACCAACAGACACAGAGGCUUUGGAUUCGUCACUUUCCAAAAUGAAGACGUCGUCGAUAAAGUGUGUGAGAUCCAUUUUCACGAAAUCAACAAUAAAAUGACGUCGGGGACUGGUUCUACUCCUACUAACAGUGUUGGGUCCCUUGGUUCACAGGUCGAGUGUAAGAAAGCGCAACCCAAGGAGGUCAUGCUCCCCGCAAAUCUGGCCAAGGCACGAGCCUCGACAUCAACUCGGGCCGCGAGUUAUGAUUUAAUGUGGUCUUUGGGAGCGUUGCCUGAUGGUUUUCCCACGGCGGCAUACGCAGCGUACGCCGCGACCGGGCGUGGGUACUCAGGAUACGCAGGAUUCGGCCUCCCCUACCCGACAGGGUUUCCCAACUACGGCUACUUUCCAGCAGCACCGGUGCCUACGGGAAAUUCCAAUGCGGCUGAGAGGGCCAGCUUGGCGUCAGGAUAUUACGACUAUGCACAAAACUGCAAGGGUCAAAUGACGGCGAACAACCUGCUGGACAAGAACGGUCCCUCCAUGUCUGAGAACUGGUUGGAGGGUGCGAUUGGGGAGGAUGUCCUGCACAUUGUCAAGUCUCUCCCGUCGACGCGGGUGUACCCCACGCCCAACUCGCCGCAACCCAUGGACAUCUACGGUCCGGGGAGUGACGGGGUGGGCUACGUCCAAACCACGUCUCCACAGCCUUCCGGUUUCCCAACUCUGGGCGUUUCACGGGUUAGUGUUUUGUGCGCCCUUCUCAAAACGCUCUAGAUGUCGGCUACCAGUUUCGUACUUAUUUAUUUUUAUUUUUUUCGCAAACUACCUCCGGCGCUAUUAUUUUAUUUUCUCAACUAGUGUGUCGGUUUGUCCUGUACGCUUAAAUUUGUUCCUAUUUUCCCAGGGAGUCAUUUUUUGUAGUCAGUUCUUCGUCAAGAGGAUAGAGAGAAAUAACAAUCAGUCAUUUUUUCACCUCAGUGUUUUUUUCUCAAUAAUCAUCCUCGCAAUUUUAAUCAGUCGUAUUUUUUUAGAAGCAAGAAAGGUAAUCAUUUUAAUGUGAUAUUAAUAUUAGGAUUGUAAGUGAAUCUCCGUUUUUUAUGUAUGACUUGAUCACCGAGUAAUAAAACUUUUUUGUAUGUAGCAUAAUA